AUGGCGGCGCCCUACCCCAGCAGUGCCGGCGGCGGCGAGGUCAAAUGCGGGGCAGGAGGUGGGGGCAGCGUCCGGUGGGACUUUCUGCCCGCGGUCAAGGCUCCGCCCGGACCGUGCCUGCAGGCGCAGCGCAAAGAGAAAUCCCGCAACGCUGCGCGCUCAAGGCGCGGGAAGGAAAACCUGGAGUUCUUCGAGCUGGCCAAGCUGCUCCCUCUGCCCGGCGCCAUCUCCAGCCAGCUGGACAAGGCGUCCAUCGUGCGCCUCAGCGUCACCUACCUCCGCCUGCGCCGCUUCGCAGCGCUCGGGGCACCCCCCUGGGGGCUGCGGGCAGCUGGGCCGCCUGCUGGCCUGGCCCAAGCCCGCAGGUCCUCCUCUGCGCUGGUCUCCGACGUCUUCGAGCAGCACCUGGGAGGACACAUCUUACAGUCCCUGGACGGCUUCGUCUUUGCCUUGAACCAGGAGGGAAAGUUCCUUUACAUCUCAGAGACUGUGUCCAUCUAUCUGGGUCUCUCACAGGUGGAGCUGACGGGCAGCAGCGUCUUUGACUACAUCCAUCCUGGAGACCACUCCGAAGUGCUGGAGCAGCUGGGGCUGCAGGCGCCCGUGCCUGGGCCCCCCACCCCGCCCUCCAUCUCUUCCUCUUCUUCCUCCUCCUCCUCUUCCUCCUCGCUUGCGGAGACCCCUGAGAUUGAGGCCAGCCCUGCUCAGGUGCCCCCAUCCUCCCGAGUCCAGGAGCGCUCCUUCUUUAUCCGCAUGAAAUCCACCCUCACCAAGCGGGGGCUGCACGUCAAGGCCUCGGGGUACAAGGUCAUCCACGUGACCGGGCGCCUUCGGGCCCGCGCCCUGGGCCUCGUGGCCCUUGGUCACGCGCUGCCCCCAGCCCCACUGGCGGAGCUGCCACUGCACGGUCACACGAUCGUCUUCCGCCUCAGCCUGGGUCUCACCAUCCUUGCUUGUGAGAGCAGAGUCAGCGACCACAUGGACCUAGAGCCCUCGGAGCUGGUGGGCCGCAGCUGCUACCAGUUCGUCCACGGUCAGGAUGCAGCCAGAAUCCGCCAAAGCCACCUGGACCUGCUGGACAAGGGUCAGGUGAUGACCGGUUACUACCGUUGGCUGCAGCGCGCCGGGGGCUUCGUGUGGCUGCAGUCUGUGGCCACCGUGGCCGUGAGCGGCAAGAGCCCUGGGGAGCGCCAUGUGCUCUGGGUCAGCUACGUGCUUAGCCAAGCCGAGGGGGACCAAACGCCUCUGGACGCCUUCCAGCUUCCAGCCAGGGUGGCCUGUGAGGACCCAUCCAGCCCCGAGCCAGAGCCCACAGAGCCAGACCGUCCAGUGGCCGGGAAGCAGAUUGUGCCCCAAGACAAGGACGAGCCCCCCCAGACCCGGGGCAAACGCAUAAAAGUGGAGCCUGGCCGAGGGGAGACUAAAGACCCUGAGGACAGUGGGGAUGAGGCAUCAUCCAGUCACCUGGCCCCGCCACAGCCCGAGUUUACUUCUGUCAUCCGGGCGGGGGCCCUGAAGCCAGAUGUGGUACAGCCGUGGGGCCUGGCACCUCCCGGGGAGCCCCCGCCGUCUGUGUUCCAUGUGGGCUUCCUGCCCCCCACCAUGCGAGGUCUGUGCACACCGGGCACCAUCCGCUAUGGCCCCACGGAGCUGGGCCUCAUGUACCCGCACUUGCAGAGGCUGGGCCCGGGCCCCGCCCGCCCCGAAGCCUUCUACCCCGCCCUGGGCCUGCCCUACCCUGGGCCCACAGACACCAGGGGGCAGCGGAAGAGGGACUGA
This is a messenger RNA of Trichechus manatus latirostris (Florida manatee), 1779 nucleotides long. RefSeq names its product neuronal PAS domain protein 1 (gene NPAS1). Gene Ontology annotation, molecular function: RNA polymerase II transcription regulatory region sequence-specific DNA binding; DNA-binding transcription factor activity, RNA polymerase II-specific; protein dimerization activity. The transcript has 11 exons. Lineage: Eukaryota; Metazoa; Chordata; Mammalia; Sirenia; Trichechidae. Gene Ontology annotation, biological process: regulation of transcription by RNA polymerase II. Bases 1 to 1779 code for a protein of 592 amino acids. The record is from RefSeq and is a predicted model, not a curated record.